GCUCAGCUCAGCCCAGUGUGAGGGUGACUGCGGAUAGUGGGCUGUGCCCAUGGCUGGAGCCGGUGCCGGUGCCGGUGCCGGGAAGCUGCUGGAGGUGGGGUACCUGCCCCGGGACCCCCGCCCCUCGGUGUCCUCACUGUGCUCAGGGCUCGGACCCGCCGACCCCGGGGAGGAAUCGUCUGACAGCGACGGGGAUCAGGAGCCGCACAGACUGAUCAGGAAGGUCUCCACAUCAGGACAGAUCCGCAGCAAGAAGAGUAUUAAUGAAGGGCUGCUGCUGAAGCAAACAAGCUCAUUCCAGAGGUGGAAGAGAAGGUACUUUAAACUGCGAGGGAGGACACUGUACUGGGCCAAGGACUCAAAGUCCUUAAUAUUUGAUGAGGUGGAUCUGUCCGAUGCCAGUGUUGCAGAAACCAGCACCAAGAACAUUAACAACAGCUUUACCGUGAUCACUCCCUUCAGAAAAUUAAUGCUCUGUGCUGAGAACAGGAAAGAAAUGGAAGAUUGGAUUACUGCUCUGAAGUCAGUCCAAAAAUGGGAGAACUAUGAGGCAACGCAGCUGAACAUGGAGCACUUCUCAGGGAUGCACAACUGGUAUGCCUCGUCCCACGCUCGGCCCACCUUUUGUAACGUCUGCCGUGAGGCCCUGUCCGGCAUGACCUCCCACGGAUUGAGUUGUGAAGUGUGUAAAUUUAAGGCUCACAAGCGCUGUGCUGUCCGGGCCACCAACACCUGUAAGUGGACUACGCUGGCCUCUGUAGCAAACGAUAUCAUUGAAGAUGAGGAUGGGGUUGCGAUGCCUCACCAAUGGAUGGAGGGGAACCUGCCGGUCAGCGCCAAGUGUGCCGUGUGUGACCGAGCCUGCGGCAGUGUCCGUCGCCUGCAGGACUGGAGGUGUCUGUGGUGCAAAGCGAUUGUACAUAAUGUGUGUAAGGAGCAGUUUGAAAGGAAGUGCCCCCUGGGUCAGUGCAAGCUGUCAAUCAUUCCCCCAACCUCCCUAAACAGUAUUGACUCUGAUGGCUUCUGGAAGGCUACCUGUGCCGAGUCGUGCAGGAGCCCACUGCUGGUCCUCGUGAACUCCAAGAGCGGCGACAACCAGGGUGUCAAGUUCCUCAGGAAGUUCAAGCAGCUCCUGAACCCAGCCCAGGUUUUUGACCUGAUGAAUGGAGGGCCUCAUCUUGGUCUACGUUUAUUUCAGAAAUUUGCCACUUUCCGUAUCUUGGUGUGUGGAGGCGAUGGAAGUGUGGGAUGGGCAUUGUCGGAAAUUGACAAACUGGGAUUACACAAGCAGUGUAAGCUUGGCGUGCUGCCCCUGGGGACUGGCAAUGACCUGGCUCGAGUGUUGGGCUGGGGAGGAUUGUGUGACGACGACGCACAGCUGUUGCAGGUUGUGGCGAAGCUGGAACGAGCCACGACUAAAAUGCUGGACAGAUGGAGUAUCAUGAUCUAUGAAGUGCCAACCAAACCGCUUCCUGUUGUGAAGGAGGAUGAAGUUGAUGACUGCAAUGUGCAGAUUCAAAUCUCACAAUAUGCUGACUCAGUGGUGCACCAUUUAACAAAAAUCCUUGAUUCAGACCAACACUCUGAUGUUAUUUUGUCCGCCAAAUUUCUCUGUGGGACGGUGAAUGACUUCAUCACUGAAGUUGGAAAAACCUAUGAACAGACCAAAGAGAAUAAGGAGGAAGCAGAUAUUAUGGCAAAGAAGUGCGCCAUGUUAAACGAGAAGCUGGACUCGCUGGUGAAGGCUCUGAAUGAGGAAUCGCAGGCUGUGAUUGUUCCCUCCGGAUUGUCCCCUCCAGUCCCCAGCCAAAGGCAGGACGGCAAACAUACAGAGAACGGCGGACACCAGGACAUCGGUCCUGACUCCAAAUGUGUGGCCAAGAUCUUCAAGUCCAAAGAGCAGCUGAUGCUCAGAGCCAACAGCUUAAAGAAAGCUCUGAAGCACAUCAUUGAACAAACUGAAAAGGUGGUCGAUGAGCAGAACAAACACACACAGGUGAGCCGGAGCGAGUCCACCAUCUCCACGGCCUCGCUGAGGAGAGAGGGUGAAGAGGUCGGGCAGAGAGACACAGAGACACGAGUAAAGACCGGAACAAUGACCACAAGUUCCAGCAUCGUCCUUGAUAGUGACUCAGUGACCACCGUCAGCUUACCAGACCAUCCCAGCCUGUUGCCCUACGCUGAGAAAUGUGUGAUGAACAACUAUUUUGGGAUUGGCUUGGACGCUAAGAUCUCCCUGGAGUUUAACAACAAGCGGGAUGAGCACCCCAAGAAAUGUCGAAGCCGAACAAAGAACAUGAUGUGGUAUGGAGUCCUGGGCACCAAGGAGUUGCUCCAGAAAACAUACAAGAAUUUGGAACAGAGGGUUCACCUGGAGUGUGACGGGGAGUCCAUCUCCCUCCCCAGCCUGCAGGGUUUAGCUGUGCUCAACAUACCCAGCUAUGCCGGUGGAAUCAACUUCUGGGGAGGAACCAAGGAGAAUGAUAGCUAUGGGGCUCCAUCUUUCGAUGAUAAGAAGCUGGAGGUGGUAGCCGUGUUUGGCAGCAUUCAGAUGGCUGUGUCCAGAGUCAUUAAUUUGCAAUAUCACAGGAUAGCUCAGUGUCGCACGGUUCAAAUCACUAUCUCGGGAGACGAGGGUGUCCCUGUUCAGGUGGAUGGUGAAGCCUGGAUUCAGCCGCCAGGAAUGAUAAAGAUACAGCAUAAGAACCGCGCCCAGAUGCUAACCAGGGACAGGGCGUUUGAGAGCACUCUGAAGUCGUGGGAGGACAAACAUAAAGUUGAGGGCCGGCAGAGCUCACGGCCUCGGCUCAGCUCCCAGCAGUCCAUGGAGUUCCUGACUGACGAGGAGGCUGCCCACAUUCAGCAGUUUACACAGGCGGCUGAGACGCUGAUCAACAGAAUUCACCAUGCAGCAGAGAGACACAAGGUCAUAGAACAGGAGCUGGCACACGCAGUGAACGCCAGCUCCCACGCCCUGAGCUCACACGUGGUGAGUGAAGUGUUUCCCAAACAAAACGUGCCUGAGAUUAUGACCAGAAGCUCAGCGGGGGAUGUCUCCAGCGCAGUGAAGGCACUGCACACAGAGACCAAGGCACUGCUUGACAGCAAACUGCUGCAGCUGGAGUCUUCCUAUGAAGAGGAAUUGCAGGCUGCGUUGAACAGUGUUGAGAGUGAGCUCCAGAAGCUGUCUGGAAUCCACUGGCUUGGACAUAUCAUUCAGACAACUGACGAGGAGGAACUCUCUAAAGGCAGCAACAAAAACAGUAUCAAGUUAAAAAUAAAGAAUAUCUCGAGAAAAGAGAAGUUGCAGAAACAGAAAUCAACCAGUUCUUUACCAGUGGAGAAAUGGGCCACAGAUGAAGUAGCUGUUUGGUUGGAGUCUCUCAGCUUAGGGGAGUACAAAGAGAUUUUUAUCCGUCAUGACAUCCAGGGCUCAGAGCUGUUGCAUCUGGAAAGACGCGAUCUCAAGGACCUGGGGGUUACCAAAGUGGGGCACGUGAAGCGUAUUCUGCAUGGUAUUAAAGAGAUAAGCCGCAAUGCAACCAUCUCAGAAAUAUAGUUGCUGGAUUACCCUGGACAAAGGAACAUUUUGGAAAUCUCCAUGGGACCUUGACGGGCACUAUUAGUCUCGUGGUUCUGUUUACUCACGGAUCUCUGAUUUGCGAUGCUGACCAGCAGGUGACUAGGAGUAAGAUUGUCUGUAUUUAAAUAUUUAACAAAAGGGAUCAGUAUAAACUGCUGUCCUGCAUAUUUCUCAAGGCUUACAACGUGCAUGAUGCUGCUCCCAUGUUUCAAAAUGUUUUAACUGUGACUGAAGCAGAUGUUUUGCACUGUGAUGUUUACAAAGAGCUACUGAAGUAAUACUGCAUUAACAGGGGUGUCCUGGAUAAUUAAUCUAAAGAGAGCCUCAGAACAAAGUUGAUUGAAAGACAAUUAAAUUUCAACCAGUCGGAUAACCUUUCUACCCGCUACAUGAUCCUAGGUGACCACCAGUGAAUUGAAUGAGUUGCAGCAUCCUUGGACACAGCUGGCUUUUAUUUAGCGUUCCUGUGGCUCAUUGUAUUCCACAGUAAUAACUUGGCUUAGCAUGUAUAUGGUGAUCCAAGGUAUCUGAGCAGGAAAAAGAUUCCUGUCAAAGUUGGCAUGAAGACACAAUCUAUUGUAAUCUCAGAAUAGCUGUUGUAUCUCUUUAUCUGAAUACUUGGUAUAUAAACAUUAUAUAGUUAUCCAGGCAUCCGAAUAGAGAUUUCACAUUGGCUCCUUGUUAGAAUACUCUGAAGUGUAUCUCCUGUCUAUUUGAAUGAUCAAUGUUGAGGUGCAGUAUGUUUCUCGAUGUGCAUGGUCUGCAUGAUUUGAUAUUGUGGUGGGAACUCAAUCAUGCCAUAGCUUUCAGGUCUCAAUGAGAAUCAAACUCCAUAAACAGCAGAGGCAGCUUCACCUCAGUUAGACUGAGCUGAUGAGGAUUGUUUCUUCGUGGUGAGUCUGCCAGCUCGGGGCCAAAUCCCUGACUGUCCAGCCCUUGGGACAUCCUCCCAAUGUGAAAUACAACUGCAAUUUUGUAUUGUAUCAGCCUACAAUUCCUGUACCCUGUGUAGUUAAGACUUGAAUAGUGUUUAUGAGUAGGGAAGUGGAAUUGGAGUCAUGCUGCCAUCUGAUGGUCAUGUGUAGGCACUUUAACAGCAGGCAGGUAUCCCACUUGCCCACUCCAGCUCAGUUGUCGGGCCAGACGAAGAUGAUUAGUCAUAAAAAUCUAAAUGAAAGGAUGAAAUUUGUCCAAUUUUUAAAAAAAGAAAAUCACCAUGAGUACCCAUGAGAAAAGUCUGUGGAUACUAGGUUCUGUAGUCGGUCAGUAUACUGCUCUUUCAGACGCUUGGUUCAGCCCAAAGUAAAAACACAAACGCUUUCUCUCUCCUGGGCAGAAGGAUUACAAGUGAAAUGUGAGCAGAUUCAUUUCCCAGCACUGGCAUCCCCUAUGUUUCUAUG
Molecule: messenger RNA, 4983 nt
Organism: Callorhinchus milii (elephant shark)
Lineage: Eukaryota; Metazoa; Chordata; Chondrichthyes; Chimaeriformes; Callorhinchidae
Product: diacylglycerol kinase delta
Exons: 29
Coding region: 50-3559 (1169 amino acids)
Biological process (GO): intracellular signal transduction; lipid phosphorylation; diacylglycerol metabolic process
Molecular function (GO): ATP-dependent diacylglycerol kinase activity; protein binding
Source: RefSeq, a predicted model, not a curated record